Messenger RNA from Girardinichthys multiradiatus, 1150 nucleotides. RefSeq names its product mediator complex subunit 19a (gene med19a). Gene Ontology annotation, cellular component: mediator complex. The record is from RefSeq and is a predicted model, not a curated record. Gene Ontology annotation, molecular function: transcription factor binding; transcription coregulator activity. Gene Ontology annotation, biological process: positive regulation of transcription by RNA polymerase II. The transcript is spliced from 6 exons. NCBI's taxonomy places the organism in Eukaryota, Metazoa, Chordata, Actinopteri, Cyprinodontiformes, Goodeidae. Bases 135 to 869 code for a protein of 244 amino acids.
AAAGCCACAAAGAAGACAGAAGCUCGCAUGGAGACUCGUUGACUCAAGUCUACACGGAUAAGCUUUGAGCUAAACGAGACCGGCUUUUUUUUUUUUUCCUCCUAAACGCUUUAAAUGUAUUACUAUUGAUAAAUAUGACGGAAAUGUUUUCCACCCUGUUCGGGCAAAAUGAAGCUCAGGGACCUACCGGGUCUUCGUCCUUAGGUUUUGGACCAGGGAAGCCGCCGCCACCUAUCCCGCAGAACCAAGUCUCCAUGCCGGGGCAGAUGCCACCACAGCUCGUGGAUGAAGGGCCUGCACUGCGAAAGUCUGGAGCCAUGAACGGACCUUUCUAUUUACUGCGAGAGCUUCCUGUUGGAAACGAAUUAACGGGGAACACCAACCUCAUCACACACUACAACCUGGAACAUGCCUACAACAAGUUCUGUGGGAAGAAGGUGAAGGAGAAGCUCAGCAACUUUCUGCCAGAGUUACCAGGUAUGAUUGACUGUCCGGGCACGCAGGACGGCAGCUCGUUACGUUCUCUCAUCGACAAGCCUCCAGUGUGUGGGAACUCCUUCAGCCCGCUGACCGGUGCUUCGCUCACCGGCUUCAGACUGCACACAGGACCGCUCCCAGAACAGUACAGACUGAUGCACAUACAGCCUCCAAAGAAGAAGAGCAAACACAAACACAAGCACCAUCGACCACAGGACCCACUACCACAAGAAACUCCCUCAGACUCCGAUCCCAAGAAAAAGAAGAAGAAGAGGGACGAUGACCCAGAUCGAAAGAAAAAGAAGAAAGACAAGAAAAAGAAGAAGAACCGCCACAGUCCAGACCACCCGGGUCUCACUGGAUCACAGCCCAGCAGCAACAGCCUCAGAUAGACGGAAGCCCACUGUGUCUGUCUGCCUGUUUUGAAUGUGUGAUUUUUGUAAGUGUGUGUUUUACAGGUUAUUGUAUUAUAAAAAAGUAUGCUUAAUGAGAUAAACUAAUGGCUGUGUAUUGUGGAGAUGCAGAGAUGGUGGGUAAAAAUGGAAAGAAAUGUUACAGAUAAGUGUAAAAUAACAAGCUGUGUGGAUGGGACUAAGCAGCCAUUGUGUAUUUCUUUAAUUUUGUUCUUUUGACCAUGAUGCCAAAAUCAAAUAAACUUUGAUUAUUAAAUUUU